Molecule: messenger RNA, 3051 nt
Organism: Striga hermonthica
Lineage: Eukaryota; Viridiplantae; Streptophyta; Magnoliopsida; Lamiales; Orobanchaceae
Source: the annotation of a GenBank genome assembly
AUGUAUGCAAGGACAAUAAAGCACAAAAACCAAAGAUGGAAUUACUUGCUUCAGCAAAGCAAAUAUUUUUUCAGUUCUAACUUUGGUGAUUUCUCCGUGGGACAAUGCCUGAGCCCUUUACCAAGUACGAGCAGUUUGACCCGGAGAUAUUUAUCAAACACUUCAAGUUUGUUUGGACUAGCUUCCCGGAGAAAAUGCACAAAAUUGCAUUGGAGGUCGGAUGUUCAUUUGAGAAACUUCCCGCCAAGAUUUUAUAGUUCGGAAGGUGAUGGAAGGAACACAAGUGAGGACAAGCAUGUGGACAGCAAAGCUGUUGCUGAUUGUGAAAAGGCAAAUAUUCCUUCUCGAAAUACUGCAGAUAGUGCAUGGCACAGUGAUGCUCAUGCCCGACUAGGGAAGCAAGAUCAACUGGAUUGGCUAAAAAAUGAAAAGCUUGCUAUGGAGAACAAGAAAAAGGAGUCCCCCUUUCUAACUCGUCGGGAAAGAUUUAGAAAUGAGUUUUUGCGAAGGAUUGUUCAUUGGGAGAAAAUAACCGUCUCGUGGGAUACUUUUCCUUAUUAUCUUCAUGAGAACACCAAGAACCUUCUGGUGGAAUGUACAGCCUCCCAUUUGAAACAUAAGAAGAUUACAACUGAUUAUGGAGGCUGUUUGACUUCUUCGAGCGGGAGGAUUCUGCUCCAGAGCAUUCCAGGAACGGAGCUAUACCGGGAAAGAUUGGUCAGAGCACUUGCUCGAGACUUACAAGUUCCCCUUUUGGUGCUUGAUGGCAACAUUUUAGCUCCUUAUGAUAUUGGUGAAGAUGAAAGUGAAUCAGAUGGGGACAACUCUGAGUGCGCUUCUGAGUCUGAAACUGAGGAUGAAAAUGAUGCAAGUAAUGAGGAAGAUUAUACCAGCAGUGGUGAGACUAAAGCUGAAGGUAGUGAUGAUGAAGUUGAUAUUAAUGCGUCAGUUGAAGAUCUGAGGAAGCUGAUACCAUGCAACAUUGAAGAGUUUGAGAAGAGUGUUUCUGGAGACACUGAAAGCUCGUCCACAUCCUCAAAAGCAGAAACUGAGGAGCCAUCUGAGAAAGCUAGCCUUCCACUAAAGAGAGGUGACCGAGUGAAGUACAUUGGGCCUUCCGUUUGCAUUGAAGCGAAUAACAGGAUUGUAUUGGGGAAGAUACCGACAUCUGAUGGUCCAAAGAAUGUUUAUACUGUAAUUCGUGGCAGGACUUUGUCCAGCGGGCAACGAGGGGAGGUGUAUGAAGUAAAUGGAGACCAAGUAGCUGUUGUUUUUGACAUUAGUAGUAAGACAGAGGAAGUAAAGGAUGAGAAAAAUGCAGAAACUGCUACAAAACCAUCAAUUUGUUGGCUUAAUGCGAAGGAUAUAGAGCAUGAUCUUGAUGCUCAAACUCACGACUUUUAUGUUGCAAUGGAAGUCCUUUGUGAGAUUUUGGAGUCUCAACAACCACUUGUGGUCUAUUUUCCAGACUCUUCUCUAUGGUUUUUGAGGGCAGUUUCGAAGUCAAAUAGAAAAGAGUUCAUCGACAAGAUGCAAGAGAUGUUUGACCGAUUAUCAGGACCGGUUGUUUUGAUCUGUGGACAAAAUAAAGUGGAAAGUGGGUCAAAAGAAAAGGAGAAAUUUACAAUGAUACUUCCCAAUUUGGGCCGUCUGGCAAAGCUGCCUCUUUCUUUGAAGACACUUACGGAGGGAUUAAAACCUAGUAAACGAUCAGAUGAGGAUGAAAUAUAUAAGUUAUUUACUAAUGUGAUGUGUAUACAUCCUCCAAAGGAGGAAGAUCAGUUGAGGAUAUUUAAUAAGCAAAUUGAAGAAGACAGGAGAAUAGUGAUAUCCCGAAGCAACUUGAGUGAAAUUCAUAAGGUUCUUGAGGAACAUGAUUUGUCAUGCAUGGACUUGUUGCAUUUGAAUACUGAUGGUAUUAUAUUGACGAAAGAGAAAGCAGAGAAGGUUGUUGGCUGGGCCAAAAGUCAUUACCUAUCCUCCUGUCUUCUUCCUUCUGUUAAGGGGGAUCGGUUACAGCUUCCCCGUGGAAGCCUUGAACUUGCAAUUUUGAGGCUAAAGGAGCAGGAAAUAGUUUCCAGGAAGCCUUCACAAAAACUAAAGAGUCUUGCUAAGGAUGAGUAUGAGACCAACUUCGUAUCAGCCGUAGUUCCUCCUGGUGAGAUUGGUGUGAAAUUCGAUGAUGUUGGUGCCCUUGAAGACGUGAAGAAAGCGCUUAAUGAACUCGUAAUUCUCCCCAUGCGGAGGCCCGAGCUAUUCUCGCAUGGAAAUUUGCUGCGGCCUUGCAAAGGGAUAUUGCUUUUUGGUCCCCCUGGAACUGGAAAGACACUUCUUGCCAAGGCGCUUGCAACAGAAGCUGGGGCUAACUUCAUCAGCAUUACUGGUUCAACACUCACAUCUAAGUGGUUUGGGGAUGCUGAAAAACUUACCAGAGCACUCUUUUCAUUUGCUAGCAAGCUAGCUCCUGUAAUUAUUUUCGUGGAUGAGGUGGACAGUUUGCUAGGUGCUCGUGGUGGAUCUUUCGAGCAUGAAGCAACUAGAAGAAUGCGUAAUGAGUUUAUGGCGGCUUGGGAUGGCUUGAGGUCGAAAGAUAGCCAAAGGAUUCUUAUCCUUGGUGCUACAAACAGGCCAUUUGAUCUUGAUGAUGCUGUCAUUCGCCGUCUGCCAAGAAGGAUUUACGUGGACCUCCCUGAUGCUCAAAAUCGUCUGAAAAUACUGAAGAUAAUACUAGAUCGAGAAAACCUGGAAGCAGGGUUUCCAUUUGAUCAACUUGCGAAUGCCACUGAAGGUUAUUCAGGGAGUGAUCUAAAGAACCUUUGCAUUGCUGCAGCAUAUAGACCUGUUCAAGAAUUACUGGAAGGAGAAAGCAAGGAUGACACGAUAGACGGAGGACCAAUCUUGAGACCACUCAAGCUAGACGAUUUUAUCCAUUCUAAAGCAAAGGUGGGCCCAUCAGUUGCGUACGAUGCAGCGAGUAUGAACGAGCUGAGGAAAUGGAACGAUCAAUACGGUGAAGGAGGAAGCCGAAGAAAAUCUCCGUUUGGUUUUUGA